Molecule: messenger RNA, 1986 nt
Organism: Daphnia pulicaria
Lineage: Eukaryota; Metazoa; Arthropoda; Branchiopoda; Diplostraca; Daphniidae
Exons: 4
Coding region: 35-1954 (639 amino acids)
Source: RefSeq, a predicted model, not a curated record
GUUCGCUCAGCCGUUGUCGUUACAAAUUGCAGUCAUGCACGUAACAGAUGCCUUGAAUCGAGAGAUGAAUAUACGAAAUUGGCAGGCCAUGCUGCGAGCUCUUGGUGGUGACCGUGAGAUUCUAAAACGAUUCGCGGAAAUGCGACCUCACUUUGCCUCACUGGAAAAGAGACUCAACCAAGGACAAGAUGGAGGUAUCGAAGAGCAACUCAACGAGCUGGCUGCUCUAAACACAUCGAUGACAACGUGGACUCGUAUCUGGCCGCAAUUGCAAACAUUGAUACACACAGUCGGUAAUCUACACGACUUGUUCGACCGCUUCCAACGUAACGCUACUGUCGUCAACAGACGUACUUUGAGCGACUAUGCUGACACCGUUCAUAGCACGGAUGGGCUAACCAUUGGUCAAGCUUUGAUUUCAAUCCACAAGGCUGUCUGCCCGUUCAGCAUGGACGACGCCUACGACGAUUACACGGAAAGCGAAAAUAACAGCACAGAUAUCUGUCGCGGAGGAGUUCUGGAGACUUUGCAAACGGAUAUAACUCGGGCCAACGAUAGCUUUAUCUGCUCUUUGCCCAAAUCUACGCACCAACUCGUCUAUGACCUUUAUGCCCUUUUAACUUUGACUGACGCCAAGGGUUACGCAAUGAUGCAGUUCUCUUGGAUGAUUUUGCGUCUAUACGGAAGAGGAAAUAAUUCCAACGAGACAGAAAAAGCUCGAGUCGAUUUCGAAAAGCGCAUGACUGAAAAGGCUGAAGCUGCACAAAAAGUGUUAUCACAGCUAUCCACUUGGAUGUGGAAAUGCGAUCCACCCACAAACGACCAGAUCGAGAACGAAACCUACAUUCGAUUCAAAGAAUUAUUGCAAGGUUACGUUGUCAACGAGGUGGAUCUCAAUCAAGACAACACUUGCAAAGACAGCUGCUCCGCUUACACAAAUACCCAAGAAAAAGGUUGCUUCGACAAAACAAUUUGUGCUAGUUCACGCAGAUGCUCCAGCGGCCGCAUUUACAAUUGCGAUGUCAUCGAAGCCGAUUCAAACAUUUGCGUCAACAAUUCGCCCGGAAGAAGGUACGAUUGGAUCAAAUACAAAAGUGGGAAAGUAAUCGGUCAAAAGUCGGAAUGCAAGGCGCCCAGCAACAAGAAUCACAAAGUCGAUUCGUGGUGGCGCUUUCUCUACCACUGCUCCUACUAUAUGUGCCUGUGUGAUCAACCAGGGCUACAUUCCGACCGCUACGUUAGCCUACAAUGGACAAUGGCAUCUACUUCCAGAAACCGACUAGUAACGGGAGUGCGGUUCGUAAAAAUUAACCGCAUUCUUCACAUCCAAAUACAAGAAGGCGAAGCCCUACCAAGAGGUUCAAUUAACGAAUCAACGGUCCAAUGGCUGCCUACACCGCCUCUCACUGUAUUAAAGGGUCAAGAAGAAUCGGUAGAAGAUGGGCUUGGCUAUGCCACUUUGCGCUAUGAAGAACGAGCAAUUGACCUGGAUGAUUUAGUUGCUCCGAAAGGCCACGUCGUUACUGGCUUGCGUUUCCGAAAACUGGGUGGACACUUGAAUUUGGAAGUUGAAGCGUCGCCCAUCGAUUUUACGACUGGAGCAAUCGACAACGAACGGGCCAUUUGGGUAUCCAACGACAACACUCCAGUCUCUCCAGAAUUAAAUCCGCGUACAAAACUUGCUCUUUUGUCCCCUGAUGUGCCCACUCGUUCCUUAAAGCCUUCAGUUCCAGAUUCAGCUUCCAAUCAGUUCGUUGAAUUCCAGGACUCAUCAUUGGAAAAGGACGUUUCUCAAAAUACGGUGCCAUUUAUAGAAUCUACUCCUGUAACCAAUCAACCAUCAACCUGGUUGACAGGAAUCGGUAUCUAUCACAAAGGUCAGCCUGGAUUUGGUGGGUACAUCGCUCUCCGCAUCGCUACUCUCAACUUUUCGCAUUACAUGAUUUUCCCAUAAAAAGAAUUCAAUUAUACAUCCGCAGACGGCAG